AUGAUUCUGGAAGAGCGACUGUGUCAGGAGGAGAGCUGCCUGGUGCAGUCAGCACUGCAGCGAUGCCGGCAGGGCGAGGCCAUGCUGCACGAUGUGGGGGUCAAACUGAGGGAAGUUUCCGAGAUCUACGAGAGUGAGGGCUUCGAGGCGGCGGCCAGCAGCCAGCGAGAGGAAUUGGCUGCUUUACAACAGCGGCUGAGCCUGACUCUGCCAUCCCUGGAGCAUGUGGCCAUGGAGAUCGAGGCUGUCGAGGCCGAAGUGAAAAUCAUUGAGAAAAAGAUUUCCAAAGUGCGCGCCAUCCUCUCUGCUACCGAUCUGUUUGACACGCCUGUGUCUGAGCACCUCCUGAACACACAGAUUAUUCUGGAGAACGUGGAGGAGAUGAGGCAGAUUGUUGAGGAAAUGGAGCAGUGUCGAGCCUCGUUGGGGCUUCCUCAACAUAUCAUUUCCACUAUUGCUGUGUUCGUCCAAGUUCGGGAUAUCUCUGGGGACCUGGAAGCACUGCAGGAGGUGACAGCCCAGCAGAGCAGAGUCCUGGAGUCACUGUCAGCAAAUUUACAAGAGUAUGACAGAAAAAUAGAAAGACUACAGCAGGAAGGUGCUGCUGGGGAGGAGCUGGACAUUGUGCUGAAGCACCGGGAGCUGCUGCUGUUGAGUAAACAGCAAACGCUGAAUGGCGAGGACCCUGACGUCUGCCCCUCCCAUAUCCCAGAGCUGAGCAUCAGCCAGGGGCCGGCUCCAGUGAUGUCAUACCAGGCCCUGGACCCUGUGCUGAGCUCUAAUGUGGGUCUUUACUGUGUCCUGGAGCGGGAGGAGGAGGAGGAGGAGGAGAAAGAGGAAGGUGGCAGCUCCCCAGCCCCCCCACAGAGUUUGCUGCUGGAGAUUGAGGAGAAGGUGUGUCAGGUGGUGAGCGGAGCGCAGGUCGGCACAGCUGCACGACACGAGGUGGAGGCUCUUCACACACGGCUGAGCACCAUAAAGACCAGCCUCGUCCGCCUGCAGACCACACUGCACGAGGAACCCGAGAUCAUCGAACAAACUGAUCUGAUCCAAGCCAUCACCCACUGCGGAGCGGAAACGCUGGAGCGCGACCCCGGACAGGGAACGCUGGAGAGUGACCCCGGACAGGGAACGCUGGAGAGUGACCCCGGACAGGGAACGCUGGAGCGCGACCCCGGACAGGGAACGCUGGAGCGCGACCCCGGACAGGGAACGCUGGAGCGCGACCCCGGACAGGGAACGCUGGAGCGCGACCCCGGACAGGAAGCACUGGAGCGCGACCCCGGACAGGGAACGCUGGAGAGUGACCCCGGACAGGAAACGCUGGAGCGUGACCCCGGACAGGGAACACCGGAGCGUGACGCCGAACAGGAAACACGGGAGCGCGACCCCGGACAGGAAACGCUGGAGCGCGACCCCGGACAGGGAACGCUGGAGCGCGACCCCGGACAGGGAACGCUGGAGCGCGACCCCGGACAGGAAGCACUGGAGCGCGACCCCGGACAGGAAACGCUGGAGAGUGACCCCGGACAGGAAACGCUGGAGCGUGACCCCGGACAGGGAACACCGGAGCGCGACCCCGGACAGGAAACGCUGGAGCGUGACCCCGGACAGGGAACACCGGAGCGCGACCCCGGACAGGGAACACCGGAGCAUGACGCCGAACAGGAAACACGGGAGCGCGACCCCGGACAGGAAACGCUGGAGCGCGACCCCGGACAGGGAACGCUGGAGCGUGACCCCGGACAGGGAACCCUGGAGAGUGACCCCGGACAGGAAGCGCUGGAGAGUGACCCCGGACAGGAAGCACUGAACUGUGACCCCGGACAGGAAGCACUAGAGCACGACCCCGGACAGGAAGCACUAGAGCGCGACCCCGGACAGGAAGCACUGGAGCCUGACCCGGGACAGGAAACGCUGGAGCGUGACCCCGGACAGGAAACGCUGGAGCGCGACCCCGGACAGGGAACACUGGAGCGUGACCCCGGACAGGAAGCACUGGAGAGUGACCCCGAACAGGAAACACGGGAGCGCGACCCCGGACAGGGAACGCUGGAGCGCGACCCCGGACAGGAAGCACUGAACUGUGACCCCGGACAGGAAACACUGGAGCGCGACCCCGGACAGGAAACGCUGGAGCGUGACCCCGGACGGGGAACGCUGGAGCGUGACCCCGGACAGGGAACGCUGGAGCGUGACCCCGGACAGGAAGCACUGGAGAGUGACCCCGGACAGGAAGCACUGGAGAGUGACCCCGGACAGGGAACGCUGGAGCGUGACCCCGGACAGGGAACGCUGGAGCGUGACCCCGGACAGGGAACGCUGGAGCGUGACCCCGGACAGGAAGCACUGGAGAGUGACCCCGGACAGGAAGCACUGGAGAGUGACCCCGGACAGGGAACGCUGGAGCGUGACCCCGGACAGGAAGCACUGGAGAGUGACCCCGGACAGGGAACGCUGGAGCGUGACCCCGGACAGGGAACGCUGGAGCGUGACCCCGGACAGGGAACGCUGGAGCGUGACCCCGGACAGGGAACGCUGGAGCGUGACCCCGGACAGGAAGCACUGGAGAGUGACCCCGGACAGGAAGCACUGGAGAGUGACCCCGGACAGGGAACGCUGGAGCGUGACCCCGGACAGGAAGCACUGGAGAGUGACCCCGGACAGGGAACGCUGGAGCGUGACCCCGGACAGGAAGCACUGGAGAGUGACCCCGGACAGGGAACGCUGGAGCGCGACCCCGGACAGGAAACGCUGGAGAAUGACCCGGGACAGGAAGCACUGCAGAGUGACCCCGGACAGGGAACGCUGGAGCGUGACCCCGGACAGGAAGCACUGGAGAGUGACCCCGGACAGGAAGCACUGGAGCGUGACCCCGGACAGGAAGCACUGGAGAGUGACCCCGGACAGGAAGCACUGGAGAGUGACCCCGGACAGGAAGCACUGGAGCGUGACCCCGGACAGGGAACGCUGGAGCUUGACCCCGGACAGGGAACGCUGGAGCGUGACCCCGGACAGGAAGCGCUGGAGAGUGACCCGGGACAGGAAGCACUGGAGAGUGACCCCGGACAGGGAACGCUGGAGCGUGACCCCGGACAGGGAACGCUGGAGCGCGACCCCAGACAGGGAACGCUGGAGCGUGACCCCAGACAGGGAACGCUGGAGCAUGACCCCAGACAGGAAGCACUGGAGAGUGACCCCGGACAGGGAACGCUGGAGCGUGACCCCGGACAGGAAGCACUGGAGCGCGACCCCGGACAGGGAACGCCGGAGCGCGACCCCGGACAGGGAACGCUGGACUGUGACCCCGGACAGGGAACGCUGGAGCGCGACCCCGGACAGGAAACGCUGGAGCGCGACCCCGGACAGGAAACGCUGGAGCGCGACCCCGGACAGGAAACGCUGGAGAAUGACCCGGGACCGGAAGCACUGGAGAGUGACCCCGGACAGGGAACGCUGGAGCGUGACCCCGGACAGGAAGCACUGGAGAGUGACCCCGGACAGGAAGCACUAGAGAGUGACCCGGGACAGGAAGCACUGGAGAGUGACCCCGGACAGGGAACGCUGGAGCGUGACCCCGGACAGGGAACGCUGGAGCGCGACCCCGGAGGAACGCUGGAGCGUGACCCGGACAGGGAACGCUGGAGCGUGACCCCGGACAGGGAACGCUGGAGCGUGACCCGGAAGGGAACGCUGGAGCGUGACCCCGGACAGGGAACGCUGGAGCGUGACCCCGGACAGGGAACGCUGGAGCGUGACCCCGGACAGGGAACGCUGGAGCGUGACCCCGGACAGGGAACGCUGGAGCGUGACCCCGGACAGGGAACUGGAGAGCACGACCGUGGAUGGGAAAUGGAGGAGAGUGACACCGGGCAGGAAAUAGAAAGGGAGUCCGGGAGGGUCUGUGGUCCUGUAGAUGAAGUGUUGCUGAGGUGGGACGUGCUGACCACUGGGGCCCAGAGCCCUGAGCAGUUGGCCCUGAACUGGCAGCGAAUGCACAGAGCAUCGGUGGCCAGACUCAAGCUCCUGGAAGAUUCUGUGCUACCAGAUCACAAGUUGCAGGUUACUGUGACGGACCGUGAGCCCAAUGUGUGGAGAGUGAGGACAGCAACGGCCCCAGCACAGGAGGAACUGCGGGGGUGGCUCAGGCAGCUCACACACCUCCCCCAGGCUGGUGCUGGUCAGGGUGAGGCUGUGGAGCUGCUGAUGGAGAGAGACCUGCAGUGUGUGAUGCUCAGGGUGAACCGAUGGCUGGAGGGGGCAGAGGAGGCCCUGAGCUCCAGCUCUGUGAUGUCUGUUCAGGAGACAGAAGCACAACUGUCAUAUCAGGAGAGCGAGGUGCCGGUGCUGGGCAGCCUGUGCUGUGAGCUGGAGAGGACCAGGGAGCUACUGUCAGUGCGGAACCAAGGGCCGCCAUCCCUCUACCUGGCCAGCCUGCACAGGAGGCUACAGCGACUCCACUCCAUCCUGCAGACCAGGUGUCAGUCUCUGCGGGCCAGAGCCACCCACAACUCACAGCUACAGGUGGUUGCUGACCUGGAGCUGUUGCUGGAGCCACAGGAGGAGGAGCUGCUGGCACUGAGCGGGGAGGCCAGCCAUGUGCUGCUGGGCUCCACGCUGGGGCAGGACAUCAGCAAACUGCAGGAGGAGCUGGCCAGGGUGUGUGUGGAGCUGGCUGCCCGGCGAGAGGGUCUGGCACUCGUCCUGGCCGCUAGAGGGCACUGCGAGCAGCUGGUGCAGGGACUGGCCGCCUUGUGUGACUGCGGCCGCGACAGACUGGACCAGGAUCCCAGCCUCCUGACCAACAGCAUCAGCCGUCUGCGGCAGCACCUCCAGCAACACAAGCUGUUUUUCAGGAGCCUAGAAAAUCAUCGGAUUCGGCUGGAAAAGAUUGCCGAGAAAGUGCCGGAGGUUGGAGUGUCCGGGAAGGAGCGGCUCUGGUCAGAGCUGAGCGUGCUUCAGUGUCGGGCUCGGCAGCACGGCAUCAGGCUCGAGCGACUGCUGCAGGAAUGGACGGAGUUCGAGACUAGCUGUGCGCUGCUGUCUAAGGACCUGGAAACAUUGGCAGCAUCAAUCCCUUCUGUCGACCUCGUAGAAGAAACGGAGGAACGACUGGUGGAACGGAUUUCUCUUUUUCAGAGAAUACAGCACAGCCUGGAGGAGAAGCGAGCCUGUGUGUACCACGUCCUAAGUGAUGGGAAGAGGCUCCUGAGCCACGUCAGCUGCCCUGACCUCAGUACCCAGGUUCAGAGGCUGGAAGGGUACCAGUCCCUAACCAGCCGGGUCAGCCACCAGCUUCAACACCACCAGACACUGCUGCAGCACUGGACACGGUUGCAGCAGGAGGCUGGUACGCUGGCCGAGUGGCUGGGCUCGGCGCUGGGCCGUGUGCAGGCCUGGGAGCAGCAGGCAGUCAGCGUUCCCGAGGAUCUGGCCUCCAUUCACAGCCGACUGCGCCUCGUCAUUGAGUUCUGGAGAGAGGUUGCUGUCAACGCCACACUGAAGACCUCGGUGGUGACGACGGGACGACAGCUGUUGCGAUUGAAGAGAGCGGACGGACGGGCACUGCGGGCACGUCUUGCCAGCUACGAGCAGCAGUGGGCAGAGCUCCUCAACCGGCUCCUAGACGUCCAGCACCAGCUGCAUCAGUUGCAGAUGGAGUGGGUACCCUCUCGCCAGGCCAUGGCUGAGCUGAGUAAAUGGCUGUGUGGGUUGGCUGCUGAGAUGGCCCAGGGCGAGGAGAGGCUACGGGCAGUGAGUGGCAGUGAGAGCGUCAGGAAACUCAUCCAGAGGCACAAGGAGCACGAGGCUGAGAUGAAGCUCCGGCAGCUGACGGUGGACUAUGUGAACCAGUCGGUGCUGCAGGUCAGCAGCCUGGACGUGCAGAGCGACCGCUACCAGAGGACACAGUUUGCGGAGAGCCUCGGUGCCCUGAACGCACAGUGGCAACAGCAAACCACAGCCCUGCAUCAGCGGAGCCAGCAGCUGGAGAGGCUCCUGGAGGCCUGGAGGGACUAUGAGAACAAAGUGCAGUCACUGCGAAGCUGGUUCCAGACACAGGCAGAGCAUCUGAGCAGCCUGCAGAGACCCGCCAGCCACCAGGGGGCGCUAACCACACUCACAGAUUGUCAGGUCCUGACUGAGUGUCUGAAGUUGAAGGAGAUGGAGGUGGAGAAGCUGAGACAGGCUCAUCCCUUGCUGGGGACCGAGGGGGACCUCCCGAGCCACGUCACAGAGCAGCUGGAGGGGCUGCGCGAGGCUCACCGCAGCUUGGAGCAACAGGUUCAGGAGCUGAGGCUGAGCCUUGGGUCGGUGCUGGAGCAGUGGCGAUUGUAUGAGGCGGCCACUGAACAGCUGGAUAGCCACAUACUGACAGCCAAGUACUCACUGCAGCACAGUCAGCCCCUCAGCAGCUCACUGCCAGCUGUGCAAACCCGGGUGGAGACACUGCAGUCUGUGCAGGAGGAGCUGGAGCAGGCAGAGGGCAGCUGGAAUCUCUACACAGCGGCCAUCGGCACACUGAAGGCUCGCGUGUGCCCCUCCUUCAACCACAUACUCGACAACAAGCUUCAGGUCACCCGCACCAGGUGGGCGAGUGUUGCUCAGGAUGUGAUAGAGGAUCUUUGCUUGGCCCGGGCUCUGCUCCACACGUGGCAGCGUUACAGCACUGUGUAUCAGAGUGCUGCUGCCAGGCUGCAGAGCCAGGAGGAGGUGUGUGCGCCAUUGCUCAGUGGUCCAGCAGAGGAGGAAAGCACCAGAGAGAGCCUCGAGGCCCGAUUCCUCCACACCCAGGCGAUGCUGGACACUGUAGGGAGCGUUGAUCAGGAGGUGGGGCUACUUUCAGCCGUGACAGAGGAGCUGAGGAUGGUGGUGGAGGGAUCGGUAUCCCAGGCACUAGGACAGGAACGGGACCACCUCUCGUUGAGAGCAGGCGCUCUGCGGCACAGCCUGCAGCUCAGGGCAUCGAAAUCCAGGAGCGAGUGGAGCGGGCCGAUGAGUUCAGGCAGCGAUUGCAGACACUGAAGACCCUGGUUGAGGGCUGGGAGGAGAUGAGGGGAUCGGUGGGCUCAGCCCCAGAACAGCUUGGGGAGGGGGCCAGCCUGGACACCACAAAGCGGCAGAUGCUGGCACUGAGCGUGGCUGUGCUGCACAUGGAGGAGAUGAAUGAGCUGAGCUACACACUG
This is a messenger RNA of Callorhinchus milii (elephant shark), 7184 nucleotides long. RefSeq names its product nesprin-2. The coding region runs from base 1 to 7023 and encodes 2340 amino acids. The record is from RefSeq and is a predicted model, not a curated record. NCBI's taxonomy places the organism in Eukaryota, Metazoa, Chordata, Chondrichthyes, Chimaeriformes, Callorhinchidae. The transcript has 31 exons.